UCCCUCCAUCUUUUCUGUUUCUUCCUCCGCUGUUCUCUCGGUUCCAGGAUGGCGGCGCUGCAGCGGCUCGUUGGACCCGCAGCCUGAGGAGGAGCUCCGGACUAUCCCUCCAUCAGCAGCCAAAACCAUGGACGGGUUCCACCUGCCGCCGGUCAUAGAGGAAGUCAUCGAUCUGCCCGAUGAGAUUUGUGAGCUGAUCGUGGAGAAGCCGAUCGCGCUGGGAGAAACCCUCACAGCCAAAGAGAGGGAGUCCAUGGAGGAGAAUGACAAGGAGGAGGAGGCAGCAGGGGAUGGAGAAAAGGGCCAGCAGGAGCAAGGAAAGGAGAAGGAGACAAAAGAGGACAGAGGAGGAACUAGGAAGGAAGUGGACGAUCUGAGGGCUCAGAUUGUGCAGCUGCUGCUGGACCUGGAGGAGACCAGGGAGACCUCCCAAAGACACGUGGAGAGCUUCCUGGAGCUGCAGGGCGUGUUGGAGGAGGAGCGGCUGGCCAGUGCCCACCAGGCUGAGAGCUUCACCAGACAGAUCCAGAGACUGCAAGCCCAGCUUCGCUCAGUGCAGGAGGAGAUGGACAGCAUGGAGGAGGAGAAGGAGAGUGAGCUGGAGGAGGUGCAGGAGGAGCUCCGAUCUGCUCAGGAGGACGUGCUGGUGAUGCAGCAGGCGGCGGAGGAGGCGGCGGCCGAGAGGGAGAAUGACAUCGCCUCCCUGCAGGAGGAGCUGUGUCGUCUGCGUGGGGAGCUGCAGCGCCUCCACGCCACCAUGCAGGAGUACGAGCUGGAGGUGACGACACUGAGAGCCGAGAUCAGCAUGAAGGGGCGGAGCUCCGACGCCUCCCUCACGCCAGGUGAUGUGAUCCAGCUGAGGGAGGAGCAUAGUUUACUGACAGUCGAGCGUCAGUCACUGACUAAAGACAAGCAAGAGCUGAGCGACCGACUGGAGGCGCUUCAGCGGCGAGCGGCGGCGUGUGACCACGUUUAUCUGGCCUUGAGAUCAGAACAGGAUGCGGGACACGAGGACGCAGUUUACAUCAGCCUGCCGCAGUCUUCAGGUCCGCCGUCCGUCCACAGCUCGGACCUGAUGCUCCUCAAACUCCAGCUGAGACAGGCUGAAGACACGUCCCAGAAAGUCCAGGAACAGUGUGACGGUUUGAAGCACGAGCUGGCGGAACUGCAGCAGCUGUACGACGGCAGCCAGCAAGAGCGAGCUGCACUCGAACGCGAGCUGCAGCGCUGCAAGGCGGAGCUGCAGAAGAUGAUUGGCACAAAGUCACAGCAGAGCACCACUGAAGGCUGUAAUCUGGCGGUGGCGGUGCUCGCUGUGGCAGCCAUCAUUGUUCUGGUGGUUCCCAGCUUGACCAGAGCCUGAAGGACGACCUCUGGGAGUGAUGUCACCACAUAGACCCGCCCUCAUUCCCGCCCUGAUGUCUGCUCCCUCGCAAAUGCUGAUAUUUUGAUCUUCACGCCACAGACGUCAGUGAGUGCCGCUGGCGACCGCAGUAAAACCUGCAGGUGGUCAGUGGAAAACGCGGUCGCUGAUUGGUUGGUUCAUCGUCACGAGCUGAGAGUCUAUUUGGAAAUAAGAAUUUUUCUUUUCUUUUUUUCCUUUUUUUUCAAAAGAAA
Messenger RNA from Thalassophryne amazonica, 1617 nucleotides. Its product is annotated as coiled-coil domain-containing protein 136-like. NCBI's taxonomy places the organism in Eukaryota, Metazoa, Chordata, Actinopteri, Batrachoidiformes, Batrachoididae. Gene Ontology annotation, cellular component: acrosomal membrane. The record is from RefSeq and is a predicted model, not a curated record. The coding region runs from base 128 to 1363 and encodes 411 amino acids. The transcript is spliced from 9 exons. Gene Ontology annotation, biological process: single fertilization; acrosome assembly.